AUGGAAGCUUUACCAGAGAAGAAAAAGAAGGUUGUAGUUGAGCCAGAAACCCUUAAGAAAAAGCGAAGGAAUUUCGCAGAGUUGAAGGUGAAGCACCUGAGGAAGAAGUUUGCCCUGAAGACACUGCGAAAGGCAAGGAGGAAGCUCAUCUAUAAGAUGGUAAAGCACUAUCACAAGGAGUACAGUACAGUGCAGACUGAGAUUCGGAUGGCUAGGAUCGCAAGGAAAGCUGGGAACUUGUAUGUGCUCGCAGAAAUGAAAUUUCUUUCGUUGGCCUUUGUCAUCAGAAUCCGAGGUAUCAGUGGAGUUAGCCCAAAGAUGCGAAAUGUGUUGCAGCUGUUUAGCCUUCGGCAGAUCUUCAAUGGCACCUUUGUUAAGCUCAACAAAGCUUCAGUUAACAUGCUGAGGAUCGUGGAACUGUACAUUGCAUGGGCGAACCCCAACCUGAAGUCAGUAAAUGAGCUCAUCUACAAGCAAGGCUAUGGCAAAAUCAAUAAAAAGCACAUUGCCUUGACAGAUAAUUCUUUUAUUGCUCGAUCUCUUGGUAUUUUUGGCAUCAUCUACAUGGAGGAUCUAAUUCAUGAGAUCUAUACAGUUGGGAAAUGCUUGAAGGAAGCAAAUAACUUUCUGUGGCCCUUCCAACUCUCUUCCCCAUGA
This is a messenger RNA of Rattus rattus (black rat), 657 nucleotides long. RefSeq names its product 60S ribosomal protein L7-like. The transcript has a single exon. Gene Ontology annotation, cellular component: cytosolic large ribosomal subunit. Bases 1 to 657 code for a protein of 218 amino acids. The record is from RefSeq and is a predicted model, not a curated record. Gene Ontology annotation, molecular function: RNA binding; structural constituent of ribosome. NCBI's taxonomy places the organism in Eukaryota, Metazoa, Chordata, Mammalia, Rodentia, Muridae. Gene Ontology annotation, biological process: maturation of LSU-rRNA from tricistronic rRNA transcript (SSU-rRNA, 5.8S rRNA, LSU-rRNA).